AAAACAACCCGUCACGCAGCCGUUUAUCGGCAUGUCUCACCGCGAUGCGGGCAUGGCGGCUGCGGACCUGCCUUUGCCCACUCUGUUGGGCGACUGCCGAGCUGACGCCCAGGAGGUGAGCGGCAGCCCCAUCGAGGAUGGGAGAAUCGAUUUGGAGGUUGAUGGAAUACAGCCAGAGGUACUUCCGAACCUUCCGCUCACUUACAAGCUGCUGGAGACGCCAAAGGCAGCGAGGGAGUGGAUGAAGACCAUGCAGGUGUCCAGGCCAGAGGUUGUGCGCGCCACCUUCGCCUCCGUGCCACUGCAGAAGCUGGGCACGGCCUUGCGGACAGGCCCGUCUGGACGCAACUCUUAUCAUCUUAGUUUUUUGGCGACCUACUUCGAUGAAUUCUGGUCCCACUCCUGGCAAGGCAAUGCAUGGCAGAAGAUCCUCCUUUUGCUGAUCUUGCAGAACGGACUGCCAGCGAUUUUCACAGGCCACUGUGGCGCUUUGCUGGGCUUCGCAGUCGGCGCCUUCGAUCUUUGGUCAGGUCCGACAGACCUCCGGGUGCACUCGUGGGCGUUAGUGCUCGGAGCAGUCUUUAGCUUCCUUACGCUCACUUUGUGGCGUUCGCGGAAGAAGGUGUUUUUUGAUCAGAUCUGUAUUCACCAGCGCGACGACCUGUUGAAGUCUGAGGGUAUUCUGAAUAUGGGCGCGAUCUUGCGCAAGUCUUCCACCCUGCUGGUUCUGCUGGAUCCCACCUAUGUGGGGCGGUUGUGGUGCACUUUUGAGAUGGCGGCCUGGAUGAAGAGUCACGAGAACUCGCCGGGCCGCUUCAUCGUCAGGCCCAUCAUCAUGGGACCCAUCAGUGUGACGAUUUUCCUCUUUGUGCUUCUAGGAUAUGGAACGGCUGCUCUAUUGCCAGAUCAAGUGACCUCAUUGUGGUGGCCACUUUUCUUCCUGACGCUUCUGCUGACUGUGUUGACAGUCCACGUGCUGCGCGGCUACCAUCGGAGCUGCUGCCACGUGGCCGAGAAACUUCGGAGCUUCAAAGCGCAGGAGGCCAAGUGCCAUUGCUGCAGCGUGGGGCACAUGCUCGACGGACGCAGGUUGACGUGCGACCGAUCCCUGGUGUUCUCCUGCAUCCGUCACUGGUUUGGCAGCGUGUCGAACUUCGAUGCCUCUGUGCAGACGGCACUUCGCUGCAAUCUGCAGAAGCAGCUGGGGAAGUACGGCUUACCAUACUGGUGGGUCAUAGGCAUGUUGAGCCCCUGCCUUUGGGCGGAGCUGGACUUCAUCGCCAUGGACGUGAGGUCCGAAAGUUGGCAAAGUCUGAGAGCUCGAAUGAUGGGCCUUCUGGCAUGGUACUUUGGGAGCUAUCCCAACCUCUAUGUUUGUGUCUUCAUGUUGAGCUGGGUGCUACGGCAGAAGCGGGCCUGCUUCGUGGCGGACCUGUGCGUUUCCUUCGGCGGGGCGUUGCUCUUUAUGCUCCCAUGCGCCUUCACCUGGUACUCCUGGUCCGCUUGCAAGCCUUUCCACGAGGCUGGCUGCGCUGUGUUCCUGGCGGCAAUGGUUCUGCUGGCCUUGUUGAUCUGGUCGCCCUCGUGCACCGAAAGGGCCAAGCACUCGAAAGGGCCGACUGACUCGAUUGUCUAAGAUCCGGUCGGUUCUCAUAAAGUCGGGUGUGUCUUUUUUGAUAUCCCC
Messenger RNA from Effrenium voratum, 1684 nucleotides. The record is from the annotation of a GenBank genome assembly. Lineage: Eukaryota; Dinophyceae; Suessiales; Symbiodiniaceae.